AUGAAGAAGAUCAAUUUGAUACUAAGGAAGUGCAAGACAUUGUCAAGGCAACUGGGUAGGAGUAGGACACCAUCAUACAGUAGCCUAAGGUCCAAUUGCACUGAAGAAGAAGAAGUAUGGAGUGGUUCUUCCAUGCAAGAGGGUGAGCGUUGCGAAACAAUAUUGGUUGGGAGCUCAAGAAAGCAGUACGCGAUUAGUUCCAAGUACUUGAACCAUCCUUUAUUGAAUGCUCUUAUUGAAAAAUCCAAGCAAAAGUCAGGCGGAGACCUAUCAGUGAAGUGUGAGGUAGUACUGUUUGACCACUUCCUGUGGAUGCUUGAUAAUGCCGAUCCCAAUCUCACUUCUGAUUCUUUGGAGGAAUUGGCUGACCUUUAUUUGCUCUGA
Ilex paraguariensis (yerba mate) is the source of this 384-nucleotide messenger RNA. NCBI's taxonomy places the organism in Eukaryota, Viridiplantae, Streptophyta, Magnoliopsida, Aquifoliales, Aquifoliaceae. The record is from the annotation of a GenBank genome assembly.